Messenger RNA from Amyelois transitella, 2349 nucleotides. Its product is annotated as zinc finger protein 287. The transcript has 15 exons. Gene Ontology annotation, cellular component: nucleus. Gene Ontology annotation, biological process: regulation of transcription by RNA polymerase II. The record is from RefSeq and is a predicted model, not a curated record. Gene Ontology annotation, molecular function: zinc ion binding; RNA polymerase II cis-regulatory region sequence-specific DNA binding; DNA-binding transcription factor activity. Bases 284 to 2302 code for a protein of 672 amino acids. Lineage: Eukaryota; Metazoa; Arthropoda; Insecta; Lepidoptera; Pyralidae.
UGGCGGUGAUUUGUUUUUAUUUUGCUUUGUAGUUGGCAAAAGAUAUUUAGAAUUCUAUCUGAUUCCAUAAGGAUUUUUGUGAAACAAUGAAACAAAAAUGUGUUAAACGACUAAAUAUACGCCAUUUACCUUAGUAUAAAAAUAUGCAGAAUAAAUGACUUAACUUGAAAUAAAAACAUAAAGAUUCUUCUAUAAAAACAUUGAUUUUCUGAGAGAAGUCAACUAUUGAUUGAUGAAUGAAGUUAUUUUAUAUAGGGGGAGUCAUUUGUCCUAGUAUAUAAACAUGGAGACCAACGCAGACACCCCAUACAAAUUAUUAUGUACGGCCUGCCUCUGCUUCGGACGUUCACUGCAGCCCCUGAGAGCAGGAAAACUCAACCAGUGCUAUUUAGAUAUUAUUAAAGAAAUACCGCUGUACAACACCCCAAUACAAUGUCCAAGUGUCUGUCUGGAGUGUUCUGCUCUGCUCCGGAAGGUGGUGUCAUUCCGGGAGCAGGUCCAGGAUUCAUACAGGAUAUUGCAGGCUUAUACUAGUGAGACUCUAACGGAAUGUCUCCUAACCGACGUGACGCGGCCUCCCAAACUGCGCACACACAUCUUGGAAUCCAUAGAUAUAAUGCCUAUGAAUCAUGUCACAGAUAUUGCAGUACACAAGGAGGCAAGUAUGAAGAGUGAGCUGAAGAAUGAGUUUCACGAUCCAGAAAUUGAAAUAGACAAAUCAAAAUCCAGAGAAUCAAGUGCGAUAGAAAGGGACAGAAAAUCGAAUGAAGCGACAAAAGUAUGCGCGAGCGCAGCCGGCGGUGAUUACUAUGUUGUGUGUGUGAAAGACGAGUUGAAGGAUGAGAAUAAAGAAGAAUUCCAUCAAGAAAUAGGCCAAGACUACCCUCAAUCAGACGGCUCUAUAUCAGACCAAGAAGCUGAUUUUAAAGAGUGUAACAUAGACGAACAAAUGGAGGCAUUUCUCACGGAUAUUAAGAAAGAAAAAGGCAAAGUUAAAAAGAGAAAGGUGAAAAGAAAAAAGGAGAAUGUUAAGACAUCAAAAGAUAGCACCGUAGCGACAUCUAAAAUCCAUACAAUUGAGCUGACUUACGAAGAGAUGUUGGCGGAAAGAGCGAGAGAUUCAGCAAAAGAGAGUUAUUUGAAGGCAGAGUUUAAGUGCAUGACAUGUCUAGUGGGAUUCAACUAUAAGGCCAGUUAUAAUUCCCACAUGGCCGCAAAACAUUCUCCGUCAAUCGGUAACUACAGCUGUCCAAUAUGUAACACAGUUUUACCUACUUUGGAGUCGUUUCAAACCCACUACAGAAGACAUAUGAGAAGAUACGAAUGCAGUAUGUGCCAGCGACGAACCCUGGACCUCAAGGUUAUGGAGCAGCACUACUACUCCACACACCGGAUCUCCCUCAAGCAGUACCCGUGUUCGGAAUGCGCCCACGUGUCCAACUCCAUAGAUCUCCACCGCUAUCAUAAAGACACUCAUAAGGCCCGCGUCCAGUGCCCGGAUUGCGACAAAUCCUUCAUUCACAGAGCGGGUCUCAUGAAUCAUAGACUUGCUGUUCACGAGCUGAACAAUAAGUUCCCGUGCACGAUAUGCGAUAAAGUUUUCAGAUGGAAGACGAGUCUAAAGAGACAUUUGGAGAAGCACGAUACACGGGCUCUGGACAAAACCGCAUCGAACGUGGCACGCUGCGAGACGUGCAAAAUUAACUUCGCAUCGGAAUGUUCGUACAAGCGGCACAUGAAGAACAGCCUUAAACAUGUCACGCAGGACCAGUUGAGAUAUGUAUGCGACCAUUGCGACAGGAGAUUCGCUGACAAAACGAAGCUGAGAGAUCACAUUGAGGAGAAACAUUUGCAUAGAACAUACCAGUGUCAUAUAUGUCUCAAGCCUUCGAAAAACCGCGUGGGAUUGGACCAGCACAUUCGGAAUGUGCACAAAGGGAGGCCGAACGACAAAAUGUGCCACCAUUGCGGCAAAGGAUUCCCGACAAAAGUGCAGUUGGAGUCUCACAUACGUACUCACACCGGCGAGCGCCCGUUCAUCUGCGAGUUCUGCCCGACCAUGUUCUCGCAACAAUCCAACUUGUACAAGCACAACAGACAGGUCCACCUGAACAUGAAAUCAAAACGCUACCCGAUGUGCAAGAAGCGUAAAGACGAGCAAACCCCGGAGGCGGCGCCGGAAACGUACCGCCACGUGUUGAGGAAACGGAAGGAGGAACAACCACCGGAUGUGACCAACGAGUAUAGACCGGGAAUGAGUGUGUUCGGGCAUUAUGUCGAUGAGAGGUACUGUCCGGUUUGAAUGACUGAACGACUUACUCAUAUCUGCGUGUUCAAGAAGGAGAAAAU